Molecule: messenger RNA, 1356 nt
Organism: Colletotrichum godetiae
Lineage: Eukaryota; Fungi; Ascomycota; Sordariomycetes; Glomerellales; Glomerellaceae
Exons: 2
Coding region: 277-996 (239 amino acids)
Source: RefSeq, a predicted model, not a curated record
GUCUCCAUCUAUUCAGUGUCUUCCUUUUCCAACCCGCCGUACCGCUCACCUUUGCAAUCACCAUCCUUCCGCAACGGGUUGGUGCGACCAUAACUCCCCCUCAUCAAACCAACGCCUCUUAGCCAGGGUCAAACGGAGCACCUUCACAAGCCGCUUUUGGUCACAUCGGCAUCGGCUCAUACUCAUACUCAUGCUCAUUUGAGUUGAGCACAUCUCACCCCGCAGACAAUAUUCACAUCUCAUCCAUACCCGCCUCAGUACCUUCCUCCCCCGACAAUGACACGCAGAACCAAGAGCGCCGCCCGCAAGGCCCGGGAGAGGGCCGCUGAGGAAGGAGGCGCCAAGCUGCAGGACGUGGAGAAGAUGAUGGGCGAGCUCAACAUCAAGAAGGAGGGUGAGGUGGAGGAGAAUGAGAAUGGCAACAACGGAGGAGGCGCCGAUCUUCACGACAUUGAGGAGAUGAUGAUCCCGUUGAAUAUCGAGAGGGAGGAUGUCGUCGACGGCAGCAGCCACGACGGUAAUGAGCAGAGAGAUGAUGCGGCUUUAGAAUGUGUUGAACUGAAGGAUGUGUUGGAUGACCUCAAGAGCCCCAAGAGCGUUGAUCCCAAUGAGACGAAGGCGAAUGGCGAGAGCAGCGCACCAAAUACGGACAGGAAGCUGACCCAGAAGGAGGCGGCGAACCUCCAGACAAACCUCGUCGCGCGCUGGGAGGAGUACUUUGGCAAGAGAGAGCUGGCUGACUGGCAGCGUCUCUGUGGUGAUCUGGGUCUGGACACAGACUUGCCCACCAAGACCCAAUGCCGAAAGGCCCUCAGGACGGUCAACGUCAGCAUCAAGCAGUUCCUCAGCGUCGGCAACCGGCCUGACGACGUCAAGUUCUUCAAGAAUCCCUCGCAGCUUGGAAGAUAUUGCCGCAAGAACAAGAUGUUCAUGUCUAGCAAGGAGCUUCCCAAGGACGAUCCGCUCCGCUCCCUACGACGCAAGAUGAGGUUUUGAUGCUUGGGCAGUCUAAGAUGGGAAGUGAGGUGAUGGGGCGGCAUAAUAAGAGCACAGAGAAUGGCCCGGUUCAAUGCAGGAGGAUGGAAUUAAGACAGGCCCUCACGCCAGAUAAAAAAACCUUCAAUACAGACAAAGCCACCGACUUUUUUAUUAACCCUCUUUAACUCCUAAUCUCCCACAUUCUAAUUUUGCCCGUAUCAUUACCGACCGCGAGGAGCUCGCUGCUCCGCCCAAAUGCAACACUCGUGAUCCUGCCCAGGGGCGUCUGUUCCGUGGGCCAGUUCCUGUAGACGGUGCAGCUGGGGAUGUGAACUAGGCGCAGCGCGUCCUUGGUCUCUGUGCUGCCGAAUGCCAUCA